GGGGACAGCGCGCCGCCACCAGCCAGGGCCCCGGGCCCCCUCCCCGCACCUGAGUCCCGCCGGCCCUGCGCCGCGCCGCGCCGCCCAUGGCGCCCCCGCUUGGAGCCCCCCGGAGCCACCCGGACGCCUGAGCCCCCGGAGCGCUCUCCCGUCGACCCGCCCACCCAUCAGCCCACCAGGCGCCCUCGCCCGUCGCUCUCCCGGGUUCCCCGGCCAUGUCGCCCGCCCGGCUCCGGCCCCGACUGCGGUUCUGCCUGCUCCUGCUGCUGCUGCUGGUGCCGGCGGCACGGGGCUGCGGGCCGGGCCGGGUGGUGGGCAGCCGCCGGCGGCCGCCGCGCAAACUCGUGCCGCUCGCCUACAAGCAGUUCAGCCCCAACGUGCCCGAGAAGACGCUGGGCGCCAGCGGGCGCUAUGAAGGCAAGAUCGCGCGCAGCUCGGAGCGCUUCAAGGAGCUCACUCCCAACUACAAUCCCGACAUCAUCUUCAAGGACGAGGAGAACACGGGCGCCGACCGCCUCAUGACCCAGCGCUGCAAGGACCGCCUGAACUCGCUGGCCAUCUCCGUGAUGAACCAGUGGCCCGGCGUGAAGCUGCGGGUGACUGAAGGCUGGGACGAGGACGGCCACCACUCGGAGGAGUCCCUGCAUUAUGAGGGCCGCGCAGUGGACAUCACCACGUCCGACCGCGACCGCAAUAAGUACGGACUGCUGGCGCGCUUGGCAGUGGAGGCCGGCUUCGACUGGGUGUAUUACGAGUCCAAGGCCCACGUGCAUUGCUCGGUCAAGUCCGAGCACUCGGCCGCGGCCAAGACUGGUGGCUGCUUCCCUGCCGGAGCGCAGGUGCGCCUGGAGAGUGGCGCACGCGUGGCCCUGUCAGCCGUGAGGCCGGGAGACCGGGUGCUAGCCAUGGGGGAGGACGGAAACCCCACCUUCAGCGAUGUACUCAUUUUCCUGGACCGCGAGCCCGACAGGCUGAGGGCCUUUCAGGUCAUUGAGACCCAAGACCCUCCACGGCGCCUGGCGCUCACCCCAGCCCACCUGCUCUUCACGGCCGACAAUCGCACAGAGACAGCAGCCCACUUCCGGGCCACGUUCGCCAGCCACGUGCAGCCUGGCCAGUACGUGCUGGUGGCCGGGGUGCCAGGCUUGCAGCCUGCCCGGGUGGCGGCUGUCUCUACCCACGUGGCCCUCGGGGCCUACGCCCCCCUCACGAGGCACGGGACGCUGGUGGUAGAAGAUGUGGUCGCUUCCUGCUUCGCGGCUGUGGCUGACCACCGGCUGGCUCAGUUGGCCUUCUGGCCCUUGCGACUGUUCCACAGCUUGGCAUGGGGCAGCUGGACCCCGGGGGAGGGUGUGCACUGGUACCCCCAGCUCCUCUACCGCCUGGGGCGCCUCUUGCUGGAAGAGGGCAGCUUCCACCCACUGGGCAUGUCUGGGGCAGGGAGCUGAGAGGACCCUGCCACUGCUCUCUGGAACUGCCACGCUGGGUCCCAAGACCCCCCUUGCCAGGAGAGAGCCCUGGCCCCGGAAGAGACCUGAGCUGGGGGCACUGGUCCCCACCAUCUCUUGCACCCCCUCCCCCCAGAGAUACACCAUUGACCUGGACUGGACACCGCCAGCAUGCCCCGCCCCCUUGCCACGUGGUGUAGCAAUAGAGCCGUCAGCUGAGCUGGCAAGGGCAGCGGGGUGGGGGGGGCGACUGUCCUAUCAUAGACACCUUGAGGCUGGCCCAGUGGCUCACAACCCCGCCAGCUCUCACUCUGGCUUUUCACACCCUGCCUCGUGCCUUCCGUCAAACGCCAGCUCCCUCUGGCCUUUCCUGGGACCUGGUUUCUGACCGCAGGAUGAAGAGGUUCUGCCCUCAUGUGGGCUUGCACCCCAGUUGAUGCUGCUAGAGUGCCUGGGAGCCAGCAGGGAGCUGGCUGGACUCAUUGCCGCCCAGAACCAAGGAGGCCCCAGGGGCGGGGCAGCCAGGCUGGCCGUCCCAAGGCAGGACCUCCUCCCUGGCUACACUCCUCCAAGCACAACCCGAGACUUGCUGGCAGCCGGCAGAAUUUCUGUGUUCAGGCCGAUGUGACCCGAGUGCCUGCGAAGGGAGUGGGGGGGUCCACAUGUCCUUGCCACCCUCGCCCAGGCUAAGCUCCCUUUUCUGCUGAACCAUGACCCCUACCCCCUCCUCCGGUCAGUCUCCCCCACCUUAUUUAUUGGCACGGAGGGGGGAGCCCAUGGGAAUAUUGGGGGGUUGUUUUGGCCUUUUCUUCUUUUUGUAAUAAAAAUUAUUUAAGUUGGUAGA
This is a messenger RNA of Lepus europaeus (European hare), 2292 nucleotides long. It is a transcript of the gene IHH, whose product is annotated as Indian hedgehog signaling molecule. The record is from RefSeq and is a predicted model, not a curated record. Gene Ontology annotation, biological process: intein-mediated protein splicing; cell-cell signaling; protein autoprocessing. The coding region runs from base 216 to 1448 and encodes 410 amino acids. NCBI's taxonomy places the organism in Eukaryota, Metazoa, Chordata, Mammalia, Lagomorpha, Leporidae. The transcript is spliced from 3 exons. Gene Ontology annotation, molecular function: patched binding; calcium ion binding.